AUGUCCACCGCACUGCAGGACGCACUUGAAGUCAGGGUCAUAGAUCCAAUCUUGUUUCUAACAGACUACGAUGAUACCUCAGCCUCCAUUGGACCUCCGCGCUCUCGACGAGAUAGGCGGCCAAACAUCAGCUGGACACUCACUCUUUCCAAAUUCAUUCCAUUCUAUCACUAUAGAAGACAGCACCGAAGAAAUGUCCAGAUCGUUUCCUUUCCACUCGUCAUCGUGUGUCAAUUGACACUUGGACAAAUCCUCUUGCCCAUUUUGCUACUGCCACCAUGGUUCUACACGGUAGAUCCAUGGUUGAUCGACUGUGCGUUGAAAAAAUAUCUCUCUGUCCCGCAUGACCUUCAACUUUUCAAGGGUGUCUAUUUGGUCGGACUCUCCAUAUGGCGCGCAUACAAAGAAGAUGCCUUUGCCGCAAUGCAGCUCAUGUUUCUAGCGGCACUUCUUCCACCUAGAACGUAUGAAAUGAUGGCCAGGUUUCCCCCAUGGGAACGCCCUCUCGCCAACAUGGCAUUGCUCUUUGGCGGAGCUAUUAUCCAAUACAUUGUGUUCAGGUUAGACCUGAAAAGCGAAGCCAACUAUGCCGUCAUAGCACUGGCAAUUCUUCACCUUCUUGGAAUUUCCGACAACUGGGUAAAGAUGGAGUGCCAAUGGCUACGAAUGAGAUCCAAGAUACAGGAAAACAGAGACCGUGGGCGUCAGGUGAGACGUGAUAGAUCGAGACAGGGACGGAAGAGAGCCCAGCGGGAGCACGAGAGGCGGCUGCAAGCUGCGCGGAAAUCGAAAAAUCCGGUUACGCUCGCCCACGGCUCGUCGCAUGGUGGGCCAAGUGCGCUCCAUCGUGAGGUGGAAGACUUUGAUGCAUAUGGCGGGGUGUGGGACUGUAGGGGUGAGAAUGAUCCCCUGGAUUUCUUGAGGGACUACGAAUCUGACACAGGUCGGAAUGAAGCAAAAGGAGUUCAUCGUGGACGAUCUCAGCUUCGAUACCAGCCAAGUUCUAUGUCGUUCUCGGACAAGUCGGUGUUCACCUUAAGCAUCCUAUUGCAUACUACCCAGAAGUUUAUUUCGAAGACUUGGAAAGCAUACCUUCUUGUGCAGGCCCUUGUUCUAGCAGUCUAUUCUGUGGCUCGAUCGUUAUGCUGGUUUUACGGACUCGAAGCUCACAUGGUUCACGAAUUGGCGCCAUUUCGCUGGAUCGACGCUCCCCACGGCUACACAUUACCACUGGUCCCCCUGAGUAGGUUCGCAUACGAUCUGGUGUGUGGCAUAGCAUCAGUGGUCAUAGAGGACAGUAAGAGUUGCUCUGCUAUGCUCAUGAGCGUUCCGGAGAGACUUAAGCGCUGGAUGUCAUGCACCUAGCGUUGCCCGCACACCAAAAAAUGCUGUGAAGCUGUAUGACUUUGCACAAU
This is a messenger RNA of Aaosphaeria arxii CBS 175.79, 1415 nucleotides long. RefSeq lists its product as uncharacterized. The record is from RefSeq and is a predicted model, not a curated record. Bases 1 to 1365 code for a protein of 454 amino acids. The transcript has 3 exons. Lineage: Eukaryota; Fungi; Ascomycota; Dothideomycetes; Pleosporales.